This is a messenger RNA of Penaeus monodon (black tiger shrimp), 6915 nucleotides long. Its product is annotated as collagen alpha-1(V) chain-like. The record is from RefSeq and is a predicted model, not a curated record. NCBI's taxonomy places the organism in Eukaryota, Metazoa, Arthropoda, Malacostraca, Decapoda, Penaeidae. Bases 1 to 6915 code for a protein of 2304 amino acids. The transcript is spliced from 11 exons.
AUGUACUACCAUGGCGUUGGAAGUCUUAUGGUGACGGAGGUCAGUUUGAUGUUCGCUGAUCCUGGUUUUGACACUGCGGCCCGUUUCACCAAAGCAGGCCAUGACUACACUCAGGGAGGAGCCCAUGGCAAGACCACUAAUUUGCUGCGGUGGCUAGAGAUGACGUAUUCGAUUAAGCCCUUGCUUUCCUGCCCGGUGCUGAAUUUGGGCCAAGGGAAAAGGCUUCUUUUUCGAGAGAGUCAGGUGUUUAAACGACAUGUUUCUGAGAAGAUCACUUCGUCCAGCUUUAGUCCAUCUGCUCUUGCAUAUACGAUCCACAAGAAAGCGUCGAGCCCAUCCAGCGGUGAAUCUGGAAGCUUCUCUCUGCCAGGCACUCCAAAGGCUCUACAAUUAAGUUCACUGCCUGUCCCGCAGGAGUAUGGAGUGGUGUUGGAGCGUCUGGCUGCAGUGCAGAGCCUGAACCUGACGGUGAGCGACGGAAGUUGGCAACAGGAGCCCCAUAGCGAGAACUGGCGGACCCUGCGUGCUUACGAGGAGGCCGUUUCUGCUUACCGCGCCACUUGGAUAGAAGUUGACACCAUGAUGCGCCUGCGCUCUGUUGUUAAUAAGGGAGAAGUCAGCCUUAACUGUGGAGGAACACCACCGCCCGGAGGAACACCACCGCCCGGAGGAACACCACCGCCCGGAGGAACACCACCGCCCGGAGGAACACCACCGCCCGGAGGAACCCCUCCCCCGGAGGAACACCACCGCCCGGAGGAACACCACCGCCCGGAGGAACACCACCGCCCGGAGGAACACCACCCCGGAGGCACCCCCCCGGGGAACACCACCCAGGAACCCCACCCCCCGGAGGAAACACCCCCGCCCGGGGGAAACACACCCCCGGGGAAACACCCCCCGGGGGAAAACCCACCCCCCGGAGAAAAACCCCACCGGGAGGAACACCCCGCCCGGGGGAAACCCCCGCCCGGGGAACACCACCCCCGGAGGCCCCCCCCCGGGGAAAACACACCCCCCGGGAGGAACACCACCCCCAGGGGGAACACCACCCCCCGGGGGAACACCCCACCAGGGGGAAAACACCUCCCCAGGGGAACACUCCCCCGGAGGAAACCCACCACCACCAGGAGGAAACACCCCCGCCCGGGGGAAAACACCUCCCCCGGAGGAACCCCCUCCCCCGGAGGAACACCUCCCCCAGGGGGAAACCCCACCGGAGGAACACCCCCCCGAGGAACCCCAACCCCAAAAGAGGAACACCCCCCGGAGAACACCCCCACCGGGGAACACCCCAAGGAAAAAACCUCCACCAGGGGAACACCCCCCCAGGGGGAAACCCGCCGGAGGAACACCACCCGGAGGAACACCACCGCCCGGAGGAACACCCCCGGGGGAAACCCCAAAGGGGGCCCGGAAAAACACCCCCCGGAGGAACCCACGCCGGGGGAAAACACCCCCCCCGGAGGAAACACCCACCGGGGGAAACCCCACCGCCCGGGGGAAACACCACCCCGGAGGAACACCCCCGCCCCGGAGGAACCCACCCCCCGGGGAAAAACACCAAACCCCCGAGGAAACACCCCCGGAGGAACCACCCCCAGGAAACAAAAAACACCCCCGCCCGGGGGAAACACCCCCGGGGGAAAACACCACCCCGGAGGAAACACCCCCCCGGAGGAACACCCCCCCGGGGAACACCCCCCCGGAGGAACACCCCCGGAGGAACCCACCCCCCGGAGGAACACACCGCCGGAGGAAAACACCCCCGGGGGGAAAAACCCCCCGCCCGGGGAAAACACCCCCCGGGGGAAACCCCCACCCCCCGGGAGGAACACCACCCCCCGGAGGAACACCACCCCCCGAGGAACCCCACCGCCCGGAAAGGAACACCACCUCCCGGAGGAACACCACCCCCAGGAGGAAACACCUCCACCCGGAGGAACACCACCCCGGGGAACACCACCCCCGGAGGAACCCCACCGCCCGGAGGAACACCCCCCCCCCCAAACACCCCCCCCGGAGGAACCCCACGCCGGGGGAACACCUCACCAGGGAAACAUCCCCCGGGGAAAAAAACACCCCCCCGGAGGACACCACCCCCCGGAGGAAACCAGCCGGGGGAACACCCCCCGGGGGGAACACCCCCACCAGGGGGAAACCCCCACAGGAGGAACACCCCACCAGGAGAACCCACCACCCGGAGGAAAAACCUCCACCAGGGGGAACACCCCACCGGGAGAACACCGGGAAACCCCACCCAGGGGAACACCCCCCCCGGAGGAACCCCACCCCCCGGGGGAACCCCCCGCCGGAGGAACACCCCACCGGAGGAACCCCACCCCGGAGAACACUCCCCCAGGAGGAACACCCCCGCCCGGAGGAACACCACCGAACACCCCCCGGGAACACCCCCCGGAGGAACACCACCGCCCGGAGGAACACCCCCCGGGGGAAACCCCACCCCGGGGGAAAAACCCCCCGGAGGAACAACCCCCGGAGGAACACACCCCCGGGGAAAACCACCCCGGAGGAAACCCCCCGGGGGAAACACCCCCGGAGGAAAAACCCCACCCCCGGGGGAACACCACCGCCGGAGGAACACCCCCCGGAGAACACCCCCCGGAGGCACCCCCGCCCCCGAAGGAACACCCCCCCGGAGGAAACCACCCCCGGGGGAAACACCUCCACCGGGAGGAACACCCCGCCCGGGAGGAACCCACCGCCGGGGGAAACCCACCCCCCGGAGGAACCCCACCCCCGGAGGAACACCCCCAAAGGGAGGAAACCACCCCCGGGGGAAAACACCCCCGCCGGAGGAACACAACGCCGGAGGAACCCCACCCCCCGGGGAAACCCCACCCCCCGGGGAAAACCACCGCCGGGGAACCCACGCCGGGGGAAAACCCACCCCCCGGAGGAACCCACCCGCCGGAGGAACACCACCUCCCGGAGGAACCCCACCCCCAGGAGGAACACCUCCCCCAGGAGGAACACCCCCGCCGGGGGAAAACACCACCCCCCGGAGGAACCACCACGGAGGAACACCCCCCCGGAGGAACACCCCCGCCGGAGGAAACCACCCCCAGGGGGAACACCACCGCCGGAGGAACCCCACCGCCGGGAGGAACACCCCCCAGGGGAAAACCCCACCCCCCAGGAGGAACACCCCCGCCAGGAGGAACCCCACCGCCAGGAGGAACACCACCCCGGGGGAAACCCCCAGGAGGAAACCCCCAGGGGGAAACCCCCACGCCGGGGGAAACACCACCGCCGGGGAAAACACCACCCAGGAGGAACCCACCCCAGGGGAACACCCCCCAGGAGGAACACCCCCCAGGGGGGAACACCCCCCAGGAGAACACCCCCCAGGAGGAACACCUCCACCCGGGAGGAACACCACCGCCAGGAGGAACCCCCCCGGAGGAACACCCCCAGGGGGAAAACCCCACCCCAGGGGAACACCCCCCCCGGAGAACACCCCCCAGGGGGAAACACCCCCAGGGGAACACCACCCCCCCAGGAGGAAACCCCACCGGGGGAAAACACCACCCGGAAAAACAAACCUCCCCCAGGGGAACACCCCCCAGGGGGAAACCCCCCACCCCACCAGGAGGAACCCCCCCAGGGGAACACCCCCCAGGAGGAACACCUCCCCCCGGAGGAACACCACCGCCAGGAGGAAACCCCCGAGGAACACCACGCCGGGAGGACACCACCCCAGGGGAAAACCACCCGGGAGGAACCCCACCGGGGAAACCCCCGCCGGAGGAAAACACCACCCCCGGGGACACCCCCCCGGAAAAAACCCUCCCCGGGCCCCCCCGCGGGGCACCCCCCGGGGGAACCCUCCCCCGGGGAACACCCCCGGGGAACACCCCCCGGAAAAACCCCCCGCCAGGGGAAACCCCACCCAGGGGCCCCCCCCCGGGGGAACACCACCCCCAGGAGGAAACCCCCCCGGGGGAAAACACCCCACCAGGAGGAACCCCCCAGGAGGAAACCCCCCGGGGAGGAACCCCCCCCGGGGAAAACCCCCACCAGGGGGAAACCUCCACCAGGGGAACACCUCCCCCGGAGGAACACCCCCCCAGGAGGAACACCUCCACCAGGAGGAACACCUCCACCAGGAGGAACACCUCCACCGGGGAACCCACCCCCGGGGAGGAAAACCACCCGGGGAACCCCCCGCCAGGGGCCCCCCCCAGGGGAACCCCCCACCAGGAGGAACCCCCCCGGAGGCCCACCCCCCCGGGGCCCCCCCGGAGGAACAGGAGGAACACCACCCCAGGAGGAACACCCCCAGAGGAACCCCCCCCGGGGAACACCCCCCGGGAGGCCCCCCGCCAGGGGAACCCCCCCGCCAGGGGAAACCCCACCAGGAAAAAACCCACCCCCCAGGGGAACACCCCCGCCGGAAAAACCCCCCCCGGAGCCCCACCGCCGGGGGAAACCCCCCCCCGGGGGAAAAACCCCCACCCCGGAGGAACACCCCCCCGGGGGCCCCCCGCCAGGGGAACACCCCCGCCGGGGAACACCCCAGGGGGAAACCCACCCCCCGGAGGAACCCACGAGGAGGAACCCACCGCCAGGAGGAACACCCCCGCCAGGAGGAAACCCCCCAGGGAAACCCCCCCGGGAGGAACCCCCCCAGGGGGAACCCACCCCCCAGGAGGAACACCACCCCGGAAAACACCCCCCGGAGGAACACCACGCAGGGGAACCACCGCCAGGAGGAACACCACCGCCAGGAGGAACACCACCGCCAGGAGGAACACACCCCCGGAGGAACCCCCCCCGGGGAAAACCCCCCCGGAGGAACACCACCGCCCGGAGGAACACCUCACCAGGAGGAACACCCCCCCCCGGAGGAACCCCUCCCCCCGGAGGAAACACCUCCACCAGGAGGAACACCUCCACCAGGAGGAACACCACCGCCAGGAGGAAAAACACCUCCCCAGGGGGAAAACACCUCCCCCCAGGAGGAAACCCCCCCAGGAGGAACACCCCCAACCAGGAGGAACCCUCCCCAGGGGGAACUCCUCCCCCAGGAGGAAACACCUCCCCCAGGAGGAACACCUCCAAGGGGAAACCUCAACCGGGGAGGAACACCCCCACCAGGAGGAAACACCGCCGGGAGGAACCCCACCCAGGAGGAACCCACCCCAGGGGGAACCCACCCAGGGAACCCUCCACAGGGGGAAAAACACCACCCCCAGGAGGAAAAACCCCCGCCAGGGGGAAAAACCCUCCCCAGGAGGAAACCCCCCCGGGGGAAAACCCCACCAGGGGAACACCACCCCCAGGGGGAACCCCCGCCAGGGGAACCCACCCCCGGGAGGAACCCCCCGCCAGGGGGAACCCCACCAGGGGGAACACCACCCAGGAGGAACACCCCCCGAGGAACACCACCCCCCGGAGGAAACCCCCCCCGGGGAAAAAACACCCCCCGGAGGAACACCCCCAGGAGAACCCACCCCCAGGGGAAGCCACCGCCAGGGGGAAACGCCACCGCCAGGAGGAACGCCACCGCCAGGAGGAACACCCCCAGGAGGAACACCCCCCAGGAGGAAACCCACCGCCAGGGGGAAAACACCACCCCCAGGAGGAAACCCCAAAAGGAGAAACACACGCCAGGAGGAACCCCCACCGCAGGAGGAGGAAAACCCCCGCCGGAGGAAAACCCCCCAGGGGAACCACCGCCGGGGAACCCCCGCCAGGAAAAACCCCCCCGCCGGGGAACCCCCGCCAGGAGAACCCCACCCCCAGGGGGAAACACCUCCCCGGGAGGAAACCUCCCCAGGGGGAAACCCACCGCCAGGAGGAACACCCCCCCAGGAGGAACACCCCCACGAGGGGGAAAAACCACCACCCCAGGAGGAACACCACCGCCAGGAGGAACACCUCCCCCAGGGGGAAACACCCCACCAGGGGGAAAACACCUCCACCGGGAGGAACCCUCCCCCAGGGGGAACACCCCCCGGAGGAACACCCCCCAGGGGAACACCACCCCCAGGAGGAACACCUCCCCCGGAGGAACACCACCCCAGGGGGGACACCCCCCAGGAGGAACAACCGCUCCAGGGGGAACCCCACCCCCGGGGGAACACCCCCCAGGAGGAAAAACCCCCCCCAGGAGGAACACCCCCAGGAGGAACACCACCCAGGAGGAACACCCCCCGGGAGGAACCCCUCCCCAGGAGGAACACCCCCCAGGGGGAACCCCCCCGCCAGGAGGAACACCUCCCCAGGGGAAACCCCCCAGGGAAAAACCCACCGCCAGGAGGAACACCCCGCCAGGAGGAACACCACCGCCAGGAGGAACACCACCGCCGGGGGAAAACCCCACCCCCAAGGAAACACCCCCGCCAGGGGGAAAACCCCAAACCGCCAGGAGGAACACCACCGCCAGGAGGAACCCCACGCAGGAGGAACACCUCCGCCAGGAGUGACUCCAACUGGUGUCCCCAUUGCAUAGUCAAAAGAGGUACGGUGCUUUCCAGUACAAGAGUCCAGGGGGCACUGAAUGAAUUCCAGGGAGUGUUCCCGACUCCGAGGGAGAGAGCUUUUGGGCCCAAAGAAAGGGGUGAAUGCUUGGAUCGGCAGCUGGCCCUCGGCGAUCAUCUGCGCUUGGUGCAGUGGUUGCUGCAGCUGAUGGCUGUCAGUCCUACCAACGAAGAAGUGCAAGCUACUCUAAGAUGCCAUACAUCCCUCGCCGCACAAGCCUUCAUCUUGCGACUCAAGGAGGAUGAAUCACCAACGCCUGGAGGAGGUCAGCAGCCGCCUCGGAAAUCUGAGGGAAAGAUGGUUGGAGCUCCUGUCUGGCAUAAGUUUCUAGAGCGAGCGGUGCCAAAAGGCCCAUCUACCUUGGAGACCCUUUGGAUUUCUUCCUUUAAAUUUUCAUAUUUCUUCUGA